This is a messenger RNA of Aureobasidium melanogenum CBS 110374, 219 nucleotides long. RefSeq lists its product as uncharacterized. Gene Ontology annotation, molecular function: protein binding. The record is from RefSeq and is a predicted model, not a curated record. The transcript has a single exon. The annotation marks the transcript as partial. Lineage: Eukaryota; Fungi; Ascomycota; Dothideomycetes; Dothideales; Saccotheciaceae.
AGAUAUGCAAAGAAGUUCUUGACCCUUCCUGAUGAACUCCUUAUCAAAAUCUCCGACAAGGUUGCACCAGAAGAUUUGCCAAACUUCCGCCUCACCUGCAAGACCUUGGCCAACAUAUCUGCAAAGCACUUUGGCGAAAAGAGACUUGCACACCGUCGCUUCAUCCUCACUGAGUACAGCCUGAAGGGAUUGGUUGACAUGACUGCUCAUCCGGUGUUC